Molecule: messenger RNA, 1499 nt
Organism: Beta vulgaris subsp. vulgaris (sugar beet)
Lineage: Eukaryota; Viridiplantae; Streptophyta; Magnoliopsida; Caryophyllales; Amaranthaceae
Product: UDP-glycosyltransferase 76B1
Exons: 2
Molecular function (GO): UDP-glycosyltransferase activity
Source: RefSeq, a predicted model, not a curated record
UUCUCUUUCCUAAAUAUUAACAAAAGUUCCGGAGGAGGAACCGAGGAAGUUAAGCAGCAGAGUGAGAUGGGGGCGAGAUUAAUCCUAUUCCCUUUACCACUGCAAGGCCAUGUUACACCAAUGUUCCAUCUAGCGGAACUUCUCCACACAAAAGGCUUCUCAAUCACCAUCAUCCAAACAAACUACAAAUCUCCUGAUCCUACCCAUUUCCCGCACUUUACCUUCCACUUCCUGGAUGAUGGCUUGCCCGACGAUGUCACAUUUGCACCAAAUAAUUCAAGUACAGUUCUAGACACCCUGAAUACAAACUGCUUAAACCCAUUUAGGAAUUGCUUGUCCCAAAUUUUGAGCAAGGGUGCCACACAACAGGAGCCUGUAGCUUGCCUUAUUGCAGAUCCUAUGUGGUCUUUCACUAGGUCUGUUGCCAGUAGCUUCAGCCUCCCCAGGAUCAUGCUGAGGUGCGCUAGCAUGUCUACCUUUUAUGUUUAUCAUUCCCUACCAUCUCUACGAGCAAAGGGCUACUACCCUCUCCAAGAAACUAAAUUUGACGAGCCAGUACCAGAGCUUCCACCUCUCAAAGUCAAAGAUUUACCUCCAGAAGCAGGACAUAACCUACUGGUAAAUAUAGUGAAAGAGAUGGAGACUUCUCAAGGAAUCAUCUGUAACACAUUCGACGAGCUUGAAGGUUCCUAUAUAAUGAGAAUUCACCAAGUCCUUUCCACCCCCAUCUUUCCACUCGGCCCAAUACACAAAGGCACAACAAAUUCUCAGGUGAGCAUAUGGAAGCAAGACCAUACAUCCAUUUCAUGGCUAAAUACACAGGCACCCAAAUCUGUACUUUAUGUCAGUUUUGGGAGUAUUGCAGAAGUGAGCAGAGCUGAUUUUUUAGAGAUAGCCUACGGACUAGCCAACAGCAAGCUACCUUUUCUAUGGGUGAUUCGUGAUGGGUUGAUUGAAGGGUCAGAGUCAAAUGAAGCAGUCCCACUACCAGAGGGUUAUAUAGACAUGGUAAGCCAGAGAGGACAUAUUGUCAACUGGGCACCUCAACAAGAGGUCUUAGCCCACCCUGCCAUUGGAGGUUUCUGGACACAUUGUGGUUGGAAUUCAAUCAUGGAGAGCAUCAGUGAAGGGGUGCCAAUGCUUUGCCUACCUUUGUUUGCCGACCAGACAAUAAACACGAGGCACAUAAGUGAGAAUUGGAAAAUUGGAUUACAAUUGGAGAAAGGGAUAGAAAGGGGGGGAAUUGAGAGGGCAAUCAGAAAAUUGAUAGUGGAAGAAGGUGAAGCAAUGAGAAUCAAGAUUAAAGCUCUCAAGGAAAAGGCAAAUCUUGCUUUUGAGGAAGGUGGCUGCUCUUACAAAACUUUGGAAAAUCUCACUAGCUACCUACUAUCUUUUGUGUCAUUGAAGGCAACUUAGUUUUCUCAGAUAAACUGCUAAAGCAGAAUAUACUCAAUAAAGCUUGCAUGAUGAAAUACUCAAACGAGCAGCAUUCAAGCCAA